Cydia amplana is the source of this 3479-nucleotide messenger RNA. RefSeq lists its product as uncharacterized. Gene Ontology annotation, biological process: proteolysis. NCBI's taxonomy places the organism in Eukaryota, Metazoa, Arthropoda, Insecta, Lepidoptera, Tortricidae. The transcript is spliced from 19 exons. The record is from RefSeq and is a predicted model, not a curated record. The coding region runs from base 39 to 3479 and encodes 1146 amino acids. Gene Ontology annotation, molecular function: metallocarboxypeptidase activity; zinc ion binding.
UUGACAAUAACACAGAUUAAUAUUUUUUGAAACUAAUAAUGAUUUUUAAUUUAUUUAUUACACUUAUUGCACUGAGUUUGUGUGAUGGUAAAAGAUACGACGGAUUCAUGCUGUUGCGGGGUUUGCCUGCUAGCGAAGAACAUUUAGAAUUUUUCAAAAACGUAACGAAGAACUACGAUGUGAAUGUGUGGCAGCCUCCAGGUUUGGUCAACAAGCCUGUCGAUUUCGUCAUAAAUCCUGACCAUGCCGAAAUUGUGAAGUCCGAAGCUAGGAAUAAGAACAUUUCCUUGGAAAUACUACAUAGUGACAUACAGAGCGCGUUCGACAAUCAAACUGUUAACACGUACAGUAGGCGCAACACUAAAUCAUUUAACUGGAAAAGCUAUUAUCGCGCAAAUGACAUAGUCAAUUGGAUGAUGGAUCUAAAAACACAGUACCCACAAGAAAUUAGCUUGUUCAGCAUCGGGAAAUCGCUCGAGGGCAGGGAUAUUAUGUGCAUGAAGAUCAUCUUUAAAGAAUCUAAAAGAAGGUCCAAAAUUGUAAUUGAAGGCGGCAUACAUGCGCGAGAGUGGAUAGGGACAGCCAUGGUCACGUAUAUCAUCAAUGAACUGAUCCAAGCCCGUAACGGUUUGAGGGAUAAAAAACUGCAAGACAUCGCUUUUCACUACGAGUGGUUCAUCAUUCCUAUAUUUAAUAUAGAUGGCUACGAAUAUUCGCACACAACGGAUCGGAUGUGGAGGAAAAAUCGCCGUGGCGGUCAUGGGGUCGAUCUCAACCGAAAUUUUGAUGCGGCAUUUGGAUCCGUUGGAGUUGAAUUAAAGGAUAAAGAAUCAGAAGAGUAUUGCGGCCCUAAACCAUUCUCUGAACCAGAAACCCAACAUAUAAGAAAAUUUAUGCAAUCCACCAGCAAGCAUCUGCCGAUUAGUCAUUAUAUAUCAUUCCAUGCAUAUGGGCAGCUUUUCAUCAUACCGUACGCGUAUACUAAGAAACACCUUGAAAAUUUUAGUGAAAUGAAAAAAAUAGGAGACAGUGCAGCAGCACAUAUAAAGAAGAGAUACGGGACGGAAUACACUGUAGGGACAGCAUUUGAUACCGUUGGAUAUAUGGCAGCUGGUGUAAGUGCAUGUUGGGCCAAGAAGACAUUUAAAAUUCCGUACGUGAACGUAUUCGAGCUUCGCGACACUGGCAAACACGGCUUUGCCUUGCCCGCCAAGCAGAUCAAGCCCACAUGCCUGGAAACCAUGGAUGGACUGAUGGAGGUCCUCAAACCACGGCAGGGGACCAAACUAUCAGGACAAGAUGACGACUACGAAGACCGUCCCGGCGGCCAGGCUACGACUACUUUGAAUGGAUUGGUCUUUUCGAUGAAUGUUUUUCUUAUCUGGCUUUUCGGUUUUUCAAUUGCAUCCGUUUGCGACGGAUUAACGUACAGGAACUAUGCCCUGCUCCAUGGUAUGCCUCGGAAUGCCCGCGAGUUGAAAUUCUUUAAAGACAUGGUGAAGCUCUAUAAUGUCACCUAUUGGAGGAGACCUGGCAAAGUCCUUGGGCCUGUUGAAUUUACCAUUAGUCCCUAUAAUUAUGGUGAACUUAUGAUAGAUACAUACAGGACGAAGAUUCGCUUUAGGACUAUUGUGGAAGACGUGCAAAGCGGACAUUUGGACUCAUUCAAAUGGGAUAACUAUCAUAGUCUUAAUGACAUUUAUACCUGGAUGAAAGAUCUUAGCGGUGCGCACCCUGAGGAGGUUCAGUUAUUGCAUAUUGGAAAGAGUUUUGAAAAAAGGGAUAUAUUCGCUGUGAAACUAAAGUUGAAUAAAGUUAAAAUUAGCAAGAAAAGAGACAGACCGAAGGUCAUAAUAGAAGGAGGUAGCCAUGGAAGGGAGUGGAUAUCUCCAGCGGUAGUGACCUAUAUGAUACACGCAUUACUAAAUGCCAACAAUUCCAACAGCGAAGAGUUGAAGCUGGUAGCUCCCAUGUACGAUUGGUUUUUCGUUCCUGUAAUGAACCCAGAUGGAUAUGUGUAUUCACAAACACAAGAAGCCAAAACGGAUAAAAGAGAUGACGAGUACUGCGGUACCGAACCUUUUUCUGAACCGGAAUCUGCAGCCAUGGCCACGCUCGCGAGGGACAAUAGUUUCAGCCUGGACUACUACCUGUCUUUUCAUGCUUAUGGACAGUACAUCAUUCUACCUUACUCCUUUUCUCAGAUGUACGAAGAUAAUUACAAUAGUAUGACAAAAUGUAACGCUAAAUCUUACAGAGACUAUUUAUUGGUCCAUGGGAUUCCAAAAUCCGAGGCUGAAUUGGAUUUUUUCAAAGAGCUGGAUACGUUUUACAAUGUCACAUUCUGGAGGAAGCCUAGCUUGGUUGAUAAACCAGUUGAGUUCAGUUUAAGUCGUUUAAAUUUUGCAGAACUUUUAAGAGAUACUAGAGAUAUGGACAUCGAAUUCGUAACUAUUAUCCGUGACCUGCAAAGUGCCUUCGAUAAUCAAACUAUUAAGCCGUAUAUAAGGCGACGAAUGGAAUCUUUUGACUGGCAGAACUUUUAUAGCGUAGAAGAUAUUUAUAAUUGGCUCAGAGAUCUCAGUGAUGCACAUCCACGUGAAGUACGAAUACAAAGCAUUGGACAAAGUGUUCAAAACAGGCAUAUACUUGCUGUCAAGAUUGAGUUAGGGGCAUCUAAACAAACUAGCAGAUCCGUGGUUAUGGUUGAAGGAGGUUGCCAUGCCAGGGAAUGGAUAUCACCCGCAUUCGUAACCUUCAUGAUAAAUACGAUUGUAAACUCUAAAAACUCUACUAACGAAGAGUUGAAGGAGAUAGCUAAUUCGUAUAAAUGGAUUUUCAUCCCUUUAUUAAAUCCAGAUGGAUAUGCAUAUUCACAAACGAAUACAGAGUUUGGCGCAACAAAAGAAAAAAAACAUGAUGAAGAGUUUUGUGGUGAAGUACCUUUCUCCGAACCAGAAACAUCGGCACUGGCAGCAUUUAUAAGGGACCAUAGUGAUUUGCUGGAAUAUUAUUUAUCUUUCCAUUCAUACGGCCAGUAUAUUAUUAUCCCUUAUGCAUUUGAAAAAGAACAUAUGGAUAACUUUGACACAGUGAAAAUGUAUGCUGAUAAGAUGGCAAAACGAUCAUCGCAAAAAUAUAAUAUUUAUUACCGCAUAGGAACUGCUCAUGAUACAGUGGGUUACCUUGCCUCAGGAACAAGUUCUGACUGGGUGAAAAAAUCCAUAAAUGUCUCUUACACACUAACUAUUGAGCUUCCCGAUCAAGGUAACUACGGAUUCACGUUACCCAAAGAGCAUAUCUUGCCUACGUGUGAGGCGACAAUGGAUGCCUUACUUCCUUUCCUGGCCCCGAAAUUGGACUCCAUGCUCCGAAUCCAAUUGCAUAAUGGAGCUAAACGACAGAAGAAUUUUAAGACCGUGUUUUUUAUAGGACACAACUGUAUUAUUUUGAUAGGACAUAGGAUAUUUGAAAUGUAA